Molecule: messenger RNA, 851 nt
Organism: Meloidogyne enterolobii
Lineage: Eukaryota; Metazoa; Nematoda; Chromadorea; Rhabditida; Meloidogynidae
Source: the annotation of a GenBank genome assembly
AUGGCUCUGCGACAAGGUGGCCGCGCGACAAGGUGGGCGUGUCCCACAUUUAACUAUUCUUUCACAGCUCCACACUCAAUGAUGGCUGCACUGGGCCCUUUCAUGGGUUUUCCAACCAGUGCAUUUUAUGCUGGAAUACCCUCAACAGGUAAUCAACUUGCCCAUCAUGCUCAAAGUCUUAUGUACGGACAUUAUGGAAAUACUUCAUAUGGGCAACAACAACAAAUGCAGCAAAUGAUGAUGGCUGUUGCAAGGCACACCAAUAACCAACAGCAACAAUAUAACAAUAAUACUCGAGGACGCCAACACACUCAAACAAAUUUAUCUUCAAAUAUAACAACAUCAUCUACUAUUAAUUUACCUAUUUUUAAUAGUUUAGCCUUAACAACAACAUCGUCUUCGGCUACUUCUGCCACGUCUUCCUCUGUUUUCCCUCUUUCUGGAUUCUCUCAUUUAUCCUCCAUAAAUCCAAACGAACGUAGAAAACAACGCCGAAUCCGUACAACAUUUAGUUCUGCACAAUUACAACAAUUGGAAUGUAGUUUUGCAGAAACACAUUAUCCAGAUAUUUAUAUGCGUGAAGAAUUGGCUUUAAGGAUUGAAUUGACUGAAGCUAGAGUUCAAGUUUGGUUUCAGAAUAGAAGAGCAAAGUGGCGAAAACACGAAAAACAACGAAAAUUAAAAGAGGAGGAAGACGAGACUUCUGCAACAAUUAAUAUAAUUAAUGGAUUGACUUGUAGCAGUGAAAAUAAUAAUGUUUUGUGUUCAACAAGUAAUAAUAAUUUUGCUGAAGGAAUUGAAGCAAAUUGGAAGAGAGGAUAAAAAUUAAUAUUUUUUUGGGGAAGAAAAAA